Molecule: messenger RNA, 2946 nt
Organism: Acanthopagrus latus (yellowfin seabream)
Lineage: Eukaryota; Metazoa; Chordata; Actinopteri; Spariformes; Sparidae
Product: tripartite motif-containing protein 16
Exons: 2
Coding region: 27-1634 (535 amino acids)
Molecular function (GO): zinc ion binding
Source: RefSeq, a predicted model, not a curated record
CAUCAGGACUGCCUGCUUCUGAAAAUAUGUCUGACAAAACACCGAAGGACCCGCAUGCUGUCCUCUGCGACAUGUGCACAGAGGAGGACAGGAAACCAGCCCGGAAGACCUGCAUGAAAUGUGAGAUCUCCAUGUGUGUCCAGCACCUCCAGGCCCACCUGACCACUCCAGUGUUACUGCAAACUCAUCCUCUGACUGAACCCAUGGAAUUAUGUGGCAACACUAAAUGCCCCCAACAUGGCAAACUCCUGGAGUACUACUGCCUGGACGACAUGAGCUGUGUGUGUGUUUCCUGCGCCAUUGAAGACCAGCACCGCCUACACAAUAUGAAGACCUUCUCCACAGCCCACAAAGAGCUCAUGGAGAAGCUCAACACUGAGCAGCAGGCCUUACUGGUGAAAACUGAUGACGAGAAUGUCAGUCUGGAAAAGUGGGAGAAGAGUGAGAGAGAGAAGCUGGGUCGCUCUAGUGUGCGUCUCAUUGAAGCUGUGACGAACCUGCGUGACAUUGCCCUGACCAGUGUCCAGAGUUCAGUCUCUGCUCGCAUGGUGUCCAUCAGAACCAGCAGGAGCAGCAUGCAAGCAGCACAGAACGAGAAGGACACCUUCAGAUUCCUGCAGAUGUAUUCUCAGGUGCAACAGGACUUGGAGAAGGCCAAGGCUGUGGAUCUGAGAAAAGGGUUGGAGCCUGGCAGGGAUCGUGACAAACUGGUUGAGGAGAUAACAGAGAAGGGUGAAAAGAUGGUGGCGCAGGCAGGCCACUUGUGGGGAUCCCUGUUGACUCUGGUUGACCCAGAGAACCACCCGGAGCUUGCUGCUACCUAUCCAGGCCUGAUCUUUGACCCACAGACUUUGGACCCCAAGAUGUCACUGUCUGAAGACAACAGGAAGAUUUUCUACAAUAGUUGGCUGGGGCAAACUUCUGCCCACACGUUUUACAUUCGGAGGUCUGACCCUUCAGAGUCUGUUCCUAAGUUCCAUAAAUGGAUGAUAAGCCUCCCCAACGACUGUGACUGGACCAUUGGUUUAUGUGACAAAAACUUUGUUAAGGGGUUGAGAGAGGGAGAUGUCUUUGGUCUUUGCUGCAAAGGUAACCAGCUCAGUUCUCUCACAACAGAGUAUUAUGAGGUUUCUGCAGAUCAGCUUCGAGCUGAAAUCAAACCAGGUCCAUUUGGCAUGCCACAGAUGACUAAUCUGUUUGGAUCAGAGAAAAGGAGGAGUGUUAAGUAUCAGGCGAUCAGCCAUCCAGGCGAAAAUGUGGCACGACCACAAAAAGUUGAAGUGGUAGGGAGCUUUCCUGACUCGUUGUCGUUCUACAGUGUGACUGGCCAGCACCAGAGAAGAAAAAUAGUCACAAUAACGAUCAGCUCCAAUAACCUAACCCCUUUUGUUUGCCUGGAAGAGAAAGGAGCAGAGAACAUCUCAUAUAACAAAGGUGGAUUCUCAUUUGCAGGUGUAGCUCAGCACCAGAGCCAGAAUCAGUGGAAAUGCUCAUGUGGGAUAGUUUACAUUGAGACCGGUAAUGCAUACAGUUAUGGAGGGUGCACUUACCAGAAGUAUUCUCAAGCCACCUGCUCUUGUGGAAAAGUUAUUGGUGCCUUGCGCAUCACAAAGGUGCUUUGUGAACUUCUGUAGUUGCCAGCCAUGUUGUCUGUAGUCCACAUCACCACAUAUCUGUUGACACUUUGUGAAUCAUAUGUGAAUAUAUAUAUAUAUAUGGAUGUUAUUCAGUGAAUAUAUAUGUCACAGAUUAGUGCUAAGUUACAGUAAAUGCAAUAUAUGGUGCGGGCACGUCAAAGACGUCUCAGUAAUACUCAUAACUAGAAGAAACUGCAUUGAACAACAUAAACAUAUCGCCAACAGGCUUGUAUAGGCAGCUGAGAGAGGCAGGGAAGAUCUCAUUUUUUAUGUCACCUUACAUCCGCUCACAUAUUGCCAAGAAAUGAGGCUGUAGAUGUGAUAAAUGGUUUGACCUUGGCAGUGAUCCUGACAAGCUGGUUCAGGAGAUAAGGGUGAAAAGAUGGUGAAGCGAUAAGGCCCCUUCUGGGGACCCCUUUUGGCUCUGGUUAAAUCCAGAGAACCACUAGGAGGUCAUAGCUGUCAGAAUCAGUUCCUAACUUACAGAGGUGGAUGGACAGCCUUUCUAUAGACUCUAACAGGACUAUUGGAUUAUGUGGCACACAGUCUACAAAGAACUUGCAGGGCUGAUACGUCUGUGGUCUCUGCUGCAAAGGUAACCACUGAAGUCCAUUUUGCUGAUUGUUCAACAACUCGCUGUCCUACAUUGGCAGAACUUGAAAGCACGAGAGGGACAAAAAUAAUCACAACCACGAAAAGCCUUAACAACUUGGACUCUGCUCCCUUUGUUCAGUUAGCAGAGUUACUGUUCCUGUGGAGAAUUCAUUGGUGCAUCAAACAGACAGCUUAAGGAGUCUGAUAAUUGGUGGCAAUGUUGUCUUUAACCCAAAGUCAAAAGUUUACCCUCUUUCCUUUACUACCAGUCAUCAUGUAACGUUAACAAGUGCAUGGCUACACAUACCUUCUGCAAUAAUGGCAAAAAUACAGUGCUAUUACAGCAAGUACCAGUAAUGGGCAAAUAUUGUGAUUGUUUUUAGUGUUCAUAAUAAAUAUACACAGUAAAGGCAAUUUAAUAUCUUCAAUUGAAUGUCUUUUUCAUUACAGUAAUGCAAAUUGUUUUAUUUUGGGAGUUGCUUAUAUUGCUUCUAAUAUACAUGGCAGGUCAUUUUGUUUCAAUUUUAAUGGUUCUACUUUUAAGGCACAACUUAUAGGUAUUUGUCUCCAUCUACUGGUGGUGAACGGGUAAAUGCUCUGAUGUCCUACAGUUUACGGUCGUAUUAGGUCGGAAAGGCAACAAGGAAUUUUGUGUCUUUGGUUUGUACAUACAUUUUAUGUGAUCUGCUUAAUAAUAAAGCCAGAAAAAUGCUAA